AUAUCAACAGUUCAGUUUUUGCAAUCGACUCGGAGAACCGACGUCUGUUUUACGAGUACCACGUUAACGGUGCAGACAGAAUCCACUCAUUUGAUCUUGACAACCACAAGAGGGCGCUUUUUCAAAUUGGAGACGGGAAACUACCUUUCAUCGGCAACGUUAACGUUUUGCCAGAUCGGAGGUUAAUAAGGCAAAACGUCGGCACCAACACAUUAGUGAUAUCAGACGAGUGGGGAAGAGACCGACAAGAAGUCACUCUGUCGUCGUCCCCGACCCUGCCUUCACCGUCCAACAUUUACUUUUGGAAAGAUGUUUUGUCGUUCGAAUUUGAUCGAGGAGAAUUAAGAUUGAUUGCAAUAGGAGUGCAGGGUUCUGGUAAAAGUACGACGUGUAAUCGAAUUCUGGGCAAAGACGUUUUUAAAACGACCAAUCUUGGCGCUGAUAGUUCGAAAUCAGAAGGUAAAUACAGAAACCGAUACGGCCAGCACAUAUAUCUAGUGGAGACGCCUGGUCUUUCAAACACUGAGGACUACAACGAAGAUGAUUAUUUUAAAGAGAUUGAACGUGCACUGGAGUUGGCUGACCAGCGACCACAUGCAUUUGUUUGUGUGUUUGCUCUAGGUCAGUCACCGUUUGAAAUUACCACUAUGCUUAAAUGUUUGGGGGACCGUCUAGGUGAUGAUGUCUUUAAAUAUAUGAUUUUUGUUUUCACCAGUUCCGAAAAACUCGAGGAAGGCAAGAAAAUACACGAUAUCAUCCAUCCUAAGUUAAAGUUGUUUUUCAACAAGUGCGACGAGCGUCAUGUAAGAUUUAGCAAAGAUCCAGAUGAUAAAACAAAGGAGGAAGAAGUAAAGGAUCUCUUGCACAAAGUGUAUACUAUGACUCAGAAAAACACACCAAAAUAUUACACGUCUGAAAGAAGAUCAUAG
Messenger RNA from Gigantopelta aegis, 929 nucleotides. RefSeq names its product GTPase IMAP family member 7-like. Lineage: Eukaryota; Metazoa; Mollusca; Gastropoda; Neomphalida; Peltospiridae. The annotation marks the transcript as partial. The transcript has 3 exons. Gene Ontology annotation, molecular function: GTP binding. The record is from RefSeq and is a predicted model, not a curated record.